AUGGCCUCUAACUCACCCCAAGAGCUUCAGCCUGCGUCUGCCGCAGUAGACCAUGAGGAUCUGAAGAUACCGCUGAUCGACUUUGGUCCCUUCUUCACAGGGACCCCGUCCGAUAAGCAUGCCGUUGCUCUCUCCGUGACGGAAGCAUUCAAGACAUCCGGCUUCGUCUACCUCAAAUCCCAUGGAAUCCCACCCUCCGUGGUAUCCAAAGUCUUUGCAUCAUCUGCGCGCUUCUUUGCCCGCCCCCAGAGCGAAAAGGAUUCUUUAAGUUGGAAGUCUCCACAAUCGAACCGUGGUUACGUUGCUAUCGGACGGGAGAAGUUAAUCACCGUCGACGACACAGAUGGCGUCGAUACUCUGCGUUCAUCUGCGCCAGAUAUUAAAGAGACCAUGGAAAUCGGUCGGGAGGGAGUGGAGGGUCUGCCCAAUCGCUGGCCUGACCAUCUGGAUGACGAAGGGAAGGAGUUCAAGGAGACCAUGCAGUCUUUCUUUGAAAUGGGCCAGACCCUACAUAAGCAAAUCAUGCAGGCCAUUGCAUUGGGCAUGAAUCUACCGGAGCAUUUCUUCGACGACUUUAUUAAUGAUGGAGACAAUAACCUCCGUCUGCUUCACUACCCUCCCGUUAGCAAGGAAGUCUUCCACAAAAACCCUAAUCAAGUUCGUGCGGGAGAGCACAGUGACUAUGGGUCCGUCACCUUGCUGUUCCAGGACCGACACGGUGGACUGCAGGUGCGCAGCCCUAAAGGAACCUUUGUUGACGCGACACCCAUUGCUGAUACUAUUGUUGUCAAUGCUGGGGAUCUGCUUGCUCGUUGGUCCAAUGACACCAUCAAGAGUACCCGUCAUCGGGUGAUUCAGCCGCCCAUGGGUGUGGGCGAGGACUCUGGAGAUGAGACUUCAGAUGAGUACCCUGCACGAUAUAGUGUGGCGUAUUUCUGUCAGCCAAACCUCGACAAGGUUAUCGAGACACUACCAGGAACUUAUGGCGAGGAGACCCAAGUAGAAAAGAAAUACUCGGCUAUCACUUCGGGCGAGUACCUCCUCCAACGAUUGACAGCGACCUACUGA
Molecule: messenger RNA, 1068 nt
Organism: Penicillium bovifimosum
Lineage: Eukaryota; Fungi; Ascomycota; Eurotiomycetes; Eurotiales; Aspergillaceae
Product: isopenicillin N synthase family dioxygenase
Exons: 2
Coding region: 1-1068 (355 amino acids)
Molecular function (GO): dioxygenase activity
Source: RefSeq, a predicted model, not a curated record